This is a messenger RNA of Blastomyces gilchristii SLH14081, 4936 nucleotides long. RefSeq lists its product as uncharacterized. The coding region runs from base 2564 to 2998 and encodes 144 amino acids. Lineage: Eukaryota; Fungi; Ascomycota; Eurotiomycetes; Onygenales; Ajellomycetaceae. The record is from RefSeq and is a predicted model, not a curated record. The transcript has 2 exons.
GAAGAAGCGAGGGUGGAAGGGAAGAGGGAAAUUAAGCAGAAUUACGGCUGUCAUCCUUCCUGGAUUCAAUAAUUUGCGCUUUCAUCCGGGUAAAGAAUUAUAAUAAAUAAUAGGUGCCCGAACGCUGUGCUGUGAUUGAUGGUGCCUAUUUCCCAAGGUCGUUUCCCGUGGGGAUUUGGGAUUUAAUUUCGAGAACUUGUUUUCUUGAAAGGACUAGAGAAAUCGGCUACUGAUCCAUGGGCAUUGAUGAAACAUGUUGAUCAUCAAGUUUCUGGUUUAAACAUAACUAUGUUCAGCUGAUCUUUUCUGGAAGUUCACUAGACCAAACUGUCAUCAAGACAAAAUUCCGACACAUUUCCCAAAACUUGGCUGUGCAACGGCCGGGGUUGCAGGAUCGACUUCAGCCCCUGGAAAUCCAUCCUUCCUCUGGUUCAAAUGAUAACAUCUAAAACAACUUAUCCGGUUGACAUCAGCGCUUAAAUCAAGGAGCUAUCUUUGUUUUGGCUUGGGUGUCAUUUUGGUGAUGAAAAGCCGCAAGAUAUUACGAAAUUCUAACCUACCCCCGAAUACGAAGGACCCCUCCACACUUCAAAAUAUCCGUCCGACCUAUCCUUUCGAAUGCGCAGUGGAGCAUGGACAUCAAUAGACCCAAUCCUAUUCACAAAGAUACGAGAAUAGACUUCGAGAUGGUGGAUUGGUGCGUGGCCCGCAGAAGAGAUUCAGAGGAGCUGGACAUCGUGCUUGCACUUCCUAUUUGCAGGGAAGCUUUCGAUUGUCCAUCAAAAGGCUAGACAUGACUGUUUUUCUCAUGGACUUUUUCAAAAACCUUGCUUGUAACGAAGCGAUGUUGGUGGUUGUAGGGUACAGCGCCGUCGUUACCGCUGCCAAAGAAGUCGCAUGUAGAGCACAGUUGAGGCGCUCAAAUAGGAAACCGAAAUAGUCCCCGUAACAAAAGGCCCGCUGACUGGCUGGUUGACGCAUUGCUCCCAUGCCAGCCUGCCAUGCAUGGAGACAGCAUGAUCUUAUGCCCAUCAAGAAGGAUGAUUGGCAAAUCCAAUGAAAAUGCGGGCCCGUGCAUUCAGGCCUGUCCAUUCCUAUUCAUAUCCUUCCACACUCUGCUGAAGGAAUGCAUGCUUGCCAAACAUGCACACUUGUGGAAACCAACAAGUCGCUUUAGUGUUCUCAUUUGAUGGCUGGGCUAUUGCGAAUCACCAUUCAGUUAAGAAGGGUUGCUUGAUGACAAACAGCUGGCAAACCCAACCAAGCAAAAUCCAGCCCCGCCAGCCACCCAAACCAGCCCAGGCUUGCCCAGCCUCACUUUGGUUUGUCCACACCUGCUGGGGGGAACACCGGUCCCCAUUUUUUAUCCCAGCUUAAUAGGUCGAGUGUUUGCAUUAUCGCAAUGUUUCUUAUGCAGAGAUACUAGCCGCAUCCGAUUAAUUGUGUCUCGCCCAUACAAAAUUCAUACUUUAUCAGCCCUGUUUCUUCCAAGGUUCCCGUGCUGGGUGUACAGAUCCCAUUGCAUUUCGCUAAGAAUCAAAGCGCUAUCUCAACCUUGCCUCCUUUGUGCAUGCUACCUGAUGAUUUCGUCCAGAAAAACAUGGCUCGUUAGUGCCCACAUCAGCAUAUAUCAUGUGAUUUCGAUGUUGGGCUAAUUCCAUGGGAUGUAUCAAAUUCACCUGAUUCAUGCCGUAAGCGCUGCCUACAUGAAUGCAUGGAUUCUAGCUACUGAGCAAAUUUCAGAGAGUCAACUUGUGUAUGGGCCAGAUUCCGGACCAAGACCAGGAGGUUAGGGUGAUAAUCACGAUCGCAUUGGAGAACUAUAAUAUAAGUAAAAAGCAGUGAUCGUUCAAGCUCAGAAGUCAAAAAGUACUAGUGUACUAUACAUUGAGGCAAUUAAAAUGCGGGACAAAAAUAGUGUUUCGGAAAGCCCCGAAAUCCGAAGCGGCAACAGGACGACUUGAAUCUCUAAUCUUGAGGAAUCAUGAUCAUUUCGCCUCUUCAUGCCCUUCUACGGUUCUUACUCUGUCACAGCGCCCUACUGUAGAUCAUGUGAUAUGUCAUCCAACACGCAGGUAAGAGCGGCAAAAUAUUACUUGUCACUGAUGAUUGGCCAGUAUCCAAAGCGGUCCCCAAAAUGACGUAUACACGCCUCUGAGAUGAGGCUGAAGUGCCAAUCAGCAGGUCCAAAACGACUCAAAAGUGUUCAACAUCGCCUCCACCAAAGGAGUUCACCAAGGGAAGAACGAGACCUUGGAAUCUUCCAGAACCCAGCUAAUGGGAGUUUUGCCAACACUUUGGAAAGUCACGGCAUCAAUCUGAUAACUAAUAGCCUGGUUGAAAGGUGGUAGACAAGCCUGUGGGACGGAAAGGGACCCUCAUGAUUCUUAUGUGUCUAUUAUUAUUCUUGAAUCCAGCGAAUCCAGCCUUUAGUUAGGAUUAAAUUUAUUACUAAGAACCAUGAGUUAGUCGAGCAUUGCAUGAGAGAGACUCCUCAAAGCCUCGCCUAUUAUUUUGGUGGCAAGUGAGGGGUAGGGUACGCGCCCUGCACCUUUCGAGUGCUAUGGGACCUCAUUGGAUGUUCGUGCCCGAGCGGCGAGAGGAGGUAGGUACAGUAGUAGUACAUCGGGAAAGCUUCGACAGCCCCUUAAAAAUAACUCUAGUUCUUCGGACAGAAAAAAAAGGCGCUACAACAGUUCUACAGCGUAAGCGUUUUGUCCAAGCGACUCUCCUGCUGGGGAUGAUCGCCCUCAGUAAUUCUCAGCACGCUCUUCUCACCUCACCUCAUCGCGGGAUGGAAAACUUCUUCCAGCCCACCCACCGACCUGCAGAGAUGCCAGCCACUUGGAUGUUGGAACGAGCGGCUGGUUGGGCAUUAAAACUCCACCACCCACCUGGACAGCUCACUAGAAUUGUCAUACUAGCCCUAGAACAUGCCAAUCAGUACUUCAAAAAAUUGUUGAUCAAUACCAGCUCCACGGACGCCAUCAUCCAGUAACCCCAGGAAUGCAUCAUCCCAUGAACUUUUGGGUUUGAUGGUCCGCCAUCGUCGAACCAUCACAACUUUCACAAGCCACCUGGGGAAUAAUUGGGUCUGUCAGAACGGAGUACGGAGUACGGAGUACUGGGUAAAAGAUGAACUCGGUGGCGGACGGAUUCCUCAUAAACAAUAAAACUUCUGGCCCUCUCAUUACUUUGGGUAUUUACAGGCAAAACUGAAUAUCAUUAUUAAACCCAACCGGGAAAUUCUUAACGCUCCCACGAACCUCGCCCUAAAAGCGGAUGUUUAUUUCGAGUUUUACUUUUGUUACUGAUAUAAUAUCAGCUCAGAAGAUUCAUCCGUCAAGCUUUUUGCGGGCAGCGUCAUUUACAAUAAUCAGUUCGAUGAUAUUUCAACUACAAGGUUGAGGAAAAGGAUCGUAUCUGCCACUGCUUGGCGUACCUCUCGCCUGAUAAGAACUGCGCGGAAAAACAAGGGCGGCCUGUCGAAACAACAGAAAUGAGAGGGGACCUUUUGCACUCGGUCAUUUUGUUGAUAGGAGUCUUUAAUGUAUGGCCUGCCUGUUUGAACUUAAAGAGUUUUGCAGCAUUUUGACUGCCAUCGGCGCCUCUGAAACCGUUUCUAAUUUAGCACACUGAAGCCUGUUCGAGAGACGGGCCCCCGCAUUGGAUGGUGGCAGAAGGAUGACGGUGCACAAAUCUAUGACGGACAUGGAUGAUAUGGUCAACAGACCAAAACACGGGCGAUUCUUGGAAGUCGCUCAUGGUUCCUGAGUUUCGGGGGUUACCAAACUACCAGAAAUAAUCGCCGGCUGGCACGAGUAGUUUGUUCGCUCGAGAUAGUUAACGAUAAUAAUUAUGAAAUAAUCAACGGAGCAAUAAUAAUAAAUAAUAAUAAUGUCUGUCUCUCAGUCCUUGCUUGAGUGUCAUGGGCCAGGCCCAAUCAGCUAGCUUGCUACAAAACUGCGAACCCUGCACCACCACCACCACCACCACCACCUUGCUUUGGAAGACUGAUGACUGUGCUUUGAUACCACUUUGCGCAACUAGGACACAAGGGGCGGUGUUGCUAGCCUGUGCUGGAAACUACGCUCAAAGAAGGGCACGGAGCAUCGCGGCCCGCCACGUAUUGGAGCAUCGAUGAUUCAUUCGGGGCGAUGAAUGGCCCGCCCCUAAGGACACUUCUGCCUCCUUGACUCGAUGCUCUUUUCAUGCUUGCUCAAGAGGUCAAUAAUAAUAUAAUAAUAAUAAUAGUAGGAUCAUCGAUGAUAGACCAGCACCCAGGCAGCGCUAGCCAAAAAAAGCGAAAAACGCCCACACCACACACCAACAACGCCGCCCAUAGCAAGAACACUCACUAAUAACUAUGACAAUGCUCGCCGCAGCACAAUUUGGCUUUCCGUUUGCCCAGUCUUCGAGAUUCCCUUUUUCUUUCGAUUCUUUGCGGUAUACCCGGUCAGUUAAUGCCUUAAAAAGAACAUAAAAUAAAUUCAUGGAAAUUCAAACAAUAGCUACAAUAUAGAAUAAAAUAUAUAUAUAAUAUGAAAAUAUGAAAAAAAAAAAAAAUAUGAAAAUAGAAUAAAUUGGCUGAUACAGCGUAAGUCAUUAUUCAGUAUGGGCCCCCAAGUGUCCCUGCUCGUAGAGGGGCUAAAAUAGCCCCUUCUCUGGCUUCGUUGGUCGUAUGGUUUCGUGAGAGCAUCCACCAUCUCCAAUCAGAAUCAUCUUUCAUUUCUGGAGUGGGCUUGAUCUUUCUUUCAUUCUUUGCUUUUACUUUUCUUUUUUAGUUCAAUAAUUAUUAUUAAUGGCGUGUACACUAACAGUUCAGGGCGGGCUUCUGUUGGCGCUGCUCGGCACAACCUUCAUGCAAGCCUGCGCCUGCAGAGGUAGUUAACUAUAUGGUAACUAAGUUAAUGGGUUCAAGGAUCAAGCUAGCUAG